AUGUUGAAUUCUCUCCUUCAUGGCCAUGCGCCUCUGCAGCUCCUUCUCUUCUCGACGCUUUCUCCAUUGGUAUUGGCCAGAGUGCCCAUUACCCCACUUUCAUAUUCAACGUUCGACAGCAGCUUCAAUCUCUACCCUCUCUCCGGGAAUGGUGGGUGCAACAGGCCCACUCCCAAUGGGCGACCAAUGAUGCAGCCUACCUUGAAGUCUCUCGGCGGUGUUUCGGCCAUCGCGCAGACACUCGUGCAGAAUCUCCCCUCAUAUCCUACUCAGCAGGAAAUCAGAGGACUACUAUUUCUGUUCUUUGGGAUUACCUUUCAGGCGAAUCACCAGCUCAAUCCUGCCACAGACAAUGUGAAUGCUUACAACAACAUCAUCAACACAUUCGGCAUGGUCAACCGAGUAUUCACAAACCCUGCGACCAACCCCUAUAACUUAAAACCUCGAUACAGAUGCCUGGAAGACUAUGCAGUAUACUAUACACAUAUGACCAAUUCCAAUGGACAACAGGACUUUUCGUUGCCAUUGAUCGGAGAAUAUUUCGAUUCAGUCACAGAAUAUGGACUCACAAGACCACCACCCUACAAUGACAUCUGGCCGGGCCUCAUGUUUGUCAACAAUCAGCUCGACGGCACCUUCUCCUGGUAUAUGCCAAAUCCAGCCUCCCCUUCAAAGGGCACUUGCAAUUUCGAUGUUGCUCAGCAGCUUCUUGCAACCACCGCAUUUACAGACGCCAAAUAUUCGACGGAAGGUCUGCUACCGGGAGCGGCGCAGACCGCGGUGCAGGAUACGGCACGAGCUCUCUACGGGAUAACGGUGUGCCCCUCUCAUUUUGACGUACCUACUCUGCUCGACCUCGGUGCACCGACACCGAACGCGGGAACCUCGGAGGUCUACAAAUUCCAACGAUCGGCAGAUCUGGAAGACUUGCACGAACUCAUUCAUUUGGUCACAAAUGGUGUCGUCAUCGACCAGCCCCAAAUCGUACCCCCCGCCUCCAACCCGCCCUCCACGGACGACUACUUCACCAACCGAGACUGGCCCUCCUGGACCUUCAGCACCCUCUACCAAUCCUACGGCUACUUCUUCACCGCCUUCCUCGGCCUCACCCGGCCCGAGCAGGCCCGUCUCAACGCCGACAACUGGGCCAUCUUCGGCAUGUGCGUGUAUUUUCCGGAGCUGGAUUGCCUGGGCUCGUUCCAGGAUGAUAUCCGCACGAGGAGGUCGGUCCCCGGGGGUCUGUCGCCCAGAGCGGUGGAGAAGAUUCGGGAGGGCGGGUUCGAUCUUACGAGGGAUACGCCGAUGGAUCUGGACUUGGAACGGGGACCGGGGGGGAGGAGGAGAAGGGCGGAAGAUUUUGAUUUGGGGUUGGCGGAGAAGGGGGAGAGUCGCUUUAGAGAUGCGGAUGUGCCGUCGGCAAUUUUCGGUUAG
Messenger RNA from Letharia columbiana, 1431 nucleotides. RefSeq lists its product as uncharacterized. The record is from RefSeq and is a predicted model, not a curated record. Lineage: Eukaryota; Fungi; Ascomycota; Lecanoromycetes; Lecanorales; Parmeliaceae. The transcript is spliced from 4 exons. Bases 1 to 1431 code for a protein of 476 amino acids.